AUGGCUCGAUACUUUGGCCAAGCCACUCCAACAGAACUUAGAGACCUUGAGCGUAAUGCUGUAAGAGCCACCAACAAGCAGAUGUCAAAGGCUGCUGCUAUGCUUCAGGCAGCAUUUGAUGGCAAGACACGAUAUGCGUGGUUUGGCGGCUGGGCUCUCAAACUUCGAGGCUCAGAGCGCGAGACCCGCGACCUCGAUCUUCUCGUAUUAGCGACCGACGUUCGCCAAGUCAGGGCAAUAUUAUCCCCAUACAGCUGGCCAAUUCUCUCAUAUUAUGAGAUCAUGGGUAGCAUCCAGGAGAGGAUGUUUGUGGACAUUGGGGAAAACGGCCAGCUUGUUGGAGUGGAUAUUGUUCUUUCAGGCCAACUCAACACCCCCGAUCUAGGAGACGAAGACUCUCUUGAACUCAUCACGCCUCACUUUGCAACACCUCAAGGCAAUCAGGUUCCGGUAAUCCCCCUGACUUGGCAGGUCGAAGGAAAGUUGGGAACUUGGAUCUCAAGACAGAAGCAAUCAGACUUUCAGGACCUUACGUUCCUUUUUCGAAAAUACGGCAAUGAAAUCAGAACAUGGAGCGAGCAUCUGUCAGAGAACUGGCGUCGUGAAUUCUACGAUGUCUUCAAGCUUGAUAAUAGCAAGGAGGCAUGCAAGAACAUGAAAAAGGUUCUUCGACUGGACUAG
This is a messenger RNA of Fusarium proliferatum ET1, 681 nucleotides long. RefSeq lists its product as uncharacterized. Bases 1 to 681 code for a protein of 226 amino acids. The transcript is spliced from 3 exons. NCBI's taxonomy places the organism in Eukaryota, Fungi, Ascomycota, Sordariomycetes, Hypocreales, Nectriaceae. The record is from RefSeq and is a predicted model, not a curated record.